Messenger RNA from Eleginops maclovinus (Patagonian blennie), 1103 nucleotides. RefSeq names its product caspase-7-like. NCBI's taxonomy places the organism in Eukaryota, Metazoa, Chordata, Actinopteri, Perciformes, Eleginopidae. The transcript is spliced from 3 exons. The record is from RefSeq and is a predicted model, not a curated record. Gene Ontology annotation, molecular function: cysteine-type endopeptidase activity. Gene Ontology annotation, biological process: proteolysis. Bases 124 to 531 code for a protein of 135 amino acids.
UGCCCUGUGAAGGACUGUUUUCUCGCCGUCUUGUCGUCUCACGGUGACGAGGGCUGUGUGUUCGGGGCUGACGGGAAACCUGUUCUUCUGUCACGCGUGUUCAACUACUUCGACAACGAGUGCAUGGAGGAAAAGGCAAAAGUGUUCCUGAUACAGGCGUGUCGGGGGGGCGCUCUCGAUGAUGGUGUGGAGGUGGAUUCGGCCGUUGACAUCAGCGAGUGCAGCUUCACUCAGCAUCUGUCUGUUCCUGUAGACACAGCUGUGAUGUACGCCACGGCUCCAGGUUACGGAGCCUUCAUGCACCCUCUGGGCUCGGUCUUCCUGCAGACUUUCUGCACCUUGUUGCAGGAGGAAGGGAACCGUGAGCUGGAGCUGACCCGGCUGAUGACCCGCCUGUCACACAGCGUGGCCUACACCUUCCAGGCCAAAGGAGGCACUCUGGCCGGGAAGAAGGAGAUGCCGUGUUUCACGACUCGACUGACCAGAGAAGUGUUCCCGUUCGCCUCGACUCAGACUCCUUCCAUCAGCUAGACUGGAACAGGCCUGUCUGCAUGUGUGGACUCAAUGAUCCUUAGCAAGGCUGUGAUCGAAGAGGCCGAAAAAUUAGAUCCUCCUUUUCUGACCUCUUCUUCACCUCAUUGACAAACCUCAUGGGGUUAAUGAAAGAGGAGAGUCCAUCAGGACCAGAGGUGUAAAGUAACUAAAUACUUUUACUUCAUAGUACUAUUUCCAUUUGAUAUUACUCUGCACUUGUACUCCACUAAAGUUCAGAGGUAAAUGGUGUACCUUUACUCCUACAUGUAUUUAACCCUUUAGUUGCUAGGCAGAUUAGGAUUAAUGAUGGUACAUAUAACCAACCCUUAAAUCAGACUUUAGUUUACCUGCAGUAAAUUCAGCAGCUACCCUGCAGUAUACAAAGCCAUUCAAACCAACCGGGGGUACGGGGACCCUAUGGUACUUGAGGGGAUUGCAAGGGGAAGGUAAAAAGAUUAGGGGUUGCAUUUUAUUUUCACACAAAAACAUUUAUUAUUAUUGAAAUUAGGAUUAUUUAUUAAUCCAGUCAUAGAUAAAUAAAAGACACAAAAACAAAAUUAAUUUUUAAA